Messenger RNA from Desarmillaria tabescens, 1175 nucleotides. RefSeq lists its product as uncharacterized. Lineage: Eukaryota; Fungi; Basidiomycota; Agaricomycetes; Agaricales; Physalacriaceae. Bases 201 to 1067 code for a protein of 288 amino acids. The record is from RefSeq and is a predicted model, not a curated record. The transcript is spliced from 5 exons.
CACGCCACAUUGGAGUUAGGAGGGACACCAGUGAAUGCAGCGCAGAGCUAAACAGAAUUGUCUAUAACCCACUACCAAGAACUGAUAGACCUCGUCACAGAGGUGCUCUACUUACAUAACAUCCUCGCUCCAUUCUUACCCCGCCAACAUCCUGCAUCUCCCACGUGCUACACUAUCCAUUGUUGAGGACGUGAAAACAUAUGGAUAGCCACUUUCCAACUCAUCCGAUGCGCAUGUCAGGGGACAUGAACAUGAACACUUCUCUGCCCACCAUCCCCCACGUCAUAAACAUUCUCAUCCUCGACCUGGUCUCAUUCCGCAGCAACGCACUGUCUUUGUUCACCCAAACAGCGUACGCCGCACCAAUGCGGCGAACAACGAUCUUGCCCAUUCUCGUCACUAUCAGAGAUAUUUUCGUAGAGCUUCUCAAUGCCGUUGAUACGGCCUGGAAGGAAUCCUACCUUUUCAUCAAGCAAUGUUACCGUAUCAUGGGGUUAGAACAACCCGAAGAAUUUCAUCAGGGCGAGCGCCAUUUACACGCUCUUCGCAAGAGCCAUAUACAAGCCAGGCAAAUACAGCCUUUCUCGGGAAGGGUCUUGGAUAAAGCUGAGGAGCUCUUGAUCUCAGAGCUCCGUGGCUCCCGUAGUGUGGAACACGUUCUCAGGUUUACAAAAAGGUUCUUCGAAUUAUCCUCCUAUCGAGUCGACAUCAUGGAGAAUCUUCCUCGUCGCAUGAAUAUGAUUCGCCGAGAUGUGAGCGAAAUUAUGGACUGCCUAUACUACCUGGAAGAGCAGAUGUCCAGGAUUAAGAUCUUACUUUGGGAUCCCGAAUGGCGGGCUUGUGUAGAACGACAAGAUGUCAUGGAUUUGUUGUUCGGAGCUUGCUGCUCAGAUCUGUCGUUGCGGCAGAGCAUGGUUGGCGACUGGAUACGUUGUCUAUACCGGUACGGGUCGAGAGAAAUCCCUAUCGACUCUGUGCACCAACCUGCACAAGGUCGUGAUCGUGAUAUGCGGUCUUGGUGGAAUUUGUUAAGCGAGCGCUGGCGGGCGCACAUGGAAAGACAAUGAGAGUGCACGGAGAGUUGAGUGUACGAGUCUUCUCGAAUUCGGGCUAGAAUCUACUUUCUCGAGCUGUCUUGAACACCCCCCCCCCCAAUAAAAAUAAAAAAAAUAAAA